CAUAAGUGUCAUUUGUAUCAGAAACACACUUGAAUGUGCAUAAUACUUUUGUUGAGCAAAAGAAGUUCAGACUUUCUACCGUUACAUUUAGGUAAGUUCCUUUUGGAAAUGUAUUAUUAUGGAAAUUGUAGGCCUUUCUGUCAUGUAAAUAGGCCAAGACACAUAAUGGUGAUACCUGUUGGACAGACGGUUAAUUUUAAUGACCCCAAAGAAUGUGGACAGACAGAUGAAUUUAAUUGAUCACUAUUAAUGAUACUGAAUUAUGUGUCAAUAGACAUAUAUGUUCUAGUGUGAAAAUGGUAAAGACAUGGCACUGCCCGUCUUCAAUCAAAAUUUCACAUUCAACUGUAGGAGGACCAGAGAGUUGACCGACCAACUGUGGGGGUUCCCCACACACACCGUUGAUCUGAGACCAGAUACAUGGUCAAGGAAAUAAUGGAAACAGCUAGCCCUGGUGCUAACAAUGCUGCUAGGCAGGCAUCAAAGCCUAAGAAUUCGAAGCCCAAGGUCUCUCAGCGACACCUGGAUGAGACUGUGCCCAGACAUUUUCCAGUGACAGUGUACACACAAGUGGGUGGAAGGAAGAUGGAGCUGGAAAAGAACAGGUUGAAGCAGGAGGAAAGACAGCAUGAUGCAGAAAGAGAGAGAGAGCUGGAGAGGAAGAGAGAGAGGAAGAGACUUCAGCAGGCAAGGCAAGAGCAGCAGGUGGAUGAGGAGAGAAGAACACAGAGGCAGGUGAACGUCAGGGCCAAACAGAAGGCAGAGAAACAGAGAGAGGUGGCCAUACAGGAGCAGGAGUUGUCCCAUGACAUCAACCAACUGAAGGAAUUCAUCCGAAAGGUGUCAGAAACAGACAAGGAACUGCAUGAGAUGGCUCGCAAAGAAUUGGAUAGACUGCGGAAACUGGAACAGGAAUACCAAAGGAGAAGGAGAGCCCUUGAGAAAAAGCAACAAAUGGCAGCAUUACAAAUGGCAGAGAGGCAACAGAGAGAGAGGAGGAGUGAGGAAGAGCGAAAGCGAGCUCUAUCAAGAGACAUUGAGAGACUGGUCGGCUCUGAUCGGACAGGGCUGUGGGGCAUUGGUCAGUCUUGUGGAUGUGGAGGUGAUGGAGAGAAGAGGGACAUGGAGAGGUUAAGAGAGAUUGAGCGAGCUCAGGAGCAAAAGUUACUGAUGCAAAGACUGAAACAGGCUGAGCAAAGACUUCUUGCAUUAGAGAGAGGAAGGGAGGCACGUGCAACUGAGCUUAGGUCAAGAAAUCAAGAUACCAAUAAACCAGACAUGGAGAUGAACCAGCUCAUAAACCCGGAGAGAGAAAAGGAGAAGCUACAAUGUAAAAUGACACUCAAACAAAUGGAGAGAGAGAAGACACAGAAACAGAGGGAGCAACGGAAGGCAUCAGAAAGGUGCAUGGAGUUGGACAGAGACAAAGAGAUACAAAGAGAAACAGAACAGUUACAAAAACUGGAUCAGGAAACAGGACGACAGGUACAAAUAUUAAGAUUGAGAGAGCUGGAGAGAGAAAGAGAGAAGCUGCAAAAGAUGGAAAGACUGAAAAAAAUGGAGAGAGAAAAGGAAAGGCAGGUACAGAUAGACUACCUGAAAGCCCCAGGAAGAGACAAAGAGAUGAAGUUGGAGACGAGGGGGAAAACAAUUCAUACAGGAACAGAGAGACAGACAGAACUAGAAAGUCAAAAGGCAAGACAACAAGUUGAUAAACUAGAAGGGUUAAAGAGGCAGGAAGACCUGCAGAAACAACGGGAAAAGAAACAGAAAACAAUGGAAAGAGAAAAGGCAAGACAACAAGACCAUGAGAAAUUGGAAGGAGUCAAAAGACAGGACGAACUGAAAAAACAAUGGGAAGAGAAACAGAAAGCAAUGGAAAAAGAAAUGGAGGAAAAGCGCAUAGAAAUGGAAAGGCAACUUCUUCAAAAACAGAAAGAAAUGGAACAAGGUUUGAAUGAGAGACAGCAAAGGAUUGAGGAAGAGAGACAGCAGAGAGAGAAAGAGAUGAAGAGAGAGAAAAAGGGAGAAAUGGAACUGAGGGAGAAACAAGUUCAAGAGUUGAACAAAAGGGCCAUGGCAAAUGAAAAUCAGAACAAAGAUUUUGAUAGAAAAGCUAAAGACCAAGGGAGAGCAGAACAUCAAAGAAUGAUGCAAAUGGAGGUGGAGAAGCAAAGAGAGAGAGAAAGACUUUUGGAGGAUCAACAAAAGGAGGUAGACGAGAAAAAACAUAAGCUGCAAUUACAAGAAGCUUCAGCAGCUGCAGAAAAGGAGAAGCUCAAAGAAAUGGAGAAAACAAUGACAUUGAAAAAUAAAGAUGUGCUGAAACAGAUGGAGGAAAGCUGGGGACAAAAAGUCCAACAGAAGGAGGAGGAAUGGGAAGCAAAAUACAGAGAGAUAGAACAACAGAGAGAACAGGCAGAAAAGGAUACCAUCAAAGAGAAAGAGAGAUUAGAAGAGCUGAGGAGGGAAGAACAGCAAAGACAGCUCCAAAUUGAAAAAGAAAAAGAGAUCGAAAAAUGUAUGGAUAUCCAAAGAAAGGAGGAGGCGAGACAGAGAGAUACGGAGAAGAGAGAGUUGGACAAAAAGAGACAAGAAAAAGAGGAGAGUCUGAGGCAAAGCCAGAGUGAAGUGAACGAGAACCAAAAGGAAUUGGAGUUACAGAAAGUUGUUGAAGCACAGAUAGAGAAGAGGGUCAAGGACAUUGAAAAACAGAUACAGGAUAAAAACAAUGCUGACUUAAAGCAAACAGAGGAGACAAGGGCAAAAGUAGCCCUGCAAAAGGAGGAUGAGUGGGAAAAUAAAUGCAGAGAGAUUGAGAAACAAAGAGAGGAGGCAGAAGAAGAGGCAAAGACGAAGGAAGAACGAGUGAAACAGCUUCAGCAGGAGAAAAAGCAAAGUCAGAUUCAAAUAGAAGAGGACAGACAAAAAAAGACAGAAAGACUCCUCGAGAUGCAAAAAAUGGAGAUGGAACAGAGCCUGAGAGAGAUGGAACAGAAAACACUGGAAAUGGAGAAAAUAGAAGAAAAAAGACGUCAGUAUAUUGAGGAGAGAGAAAGUGAGAUGGAGAAGGAAAAGUUGGAGAUGGAGAGAAAAGCAGCGAAAAGACUUCGGUAUAUUGAGGAAAAGGAGAGAGAGAUGGAACAGAAAAGAAUGGACCAUGAAGAUGAGAAAGGACAAAGAGACAUAGAGCAAAAACAAGAACUACAAAAGGAAUUACAAAGGGAAAAAGAUGUAGAGAAACUGAAGGAAAUUCAGAAAAGCUUGAAAGAACAAAGCGAGUCUGAGGUGGAGAAGCAAAGAGAGAGAGAAAGACUUUUGGAGGAUCAACAAAAGGAGGUAGACGAGAAAAAACAUAAGCUGCAAUUACAAGAAGCUUCAGCAGCUGCAGAAAAGGAGACGCUCAAAGAAAUGGAGAAAACAAUGAUAUUGAAAAAUAAAGAUGUGCUAAAACAGAUGGAGGAAAGCUGGAGACAAAAAGCCCAACAGAAGGAGGAGGAAUGGGAAGCAAAAUACAGAGAGAUAGAAAAACAGAGAGAACAGGCAGAAAAGGAUGCCAUCAAAGAGAAAGAGAGAUUAGAAGAGCUAAGGAGGGAAGAUCAGCAAAAACAGCUUCAAAUUGAAAAAGGAAAAGAAAAAGAGAUAGAAAGACUGAUGGAUAUCCAAAGAAUGGAGAAGGAGGCGAGACAGAGAGAUAUGGAGAAGAGAGAGUUGGACAAAAAGAGACAAGAAAAAGAGGAGAGUCUGAGGCAAAGCCAGAGUGAAGUGAACGAGAACCAAAAGGAAUUGGAGUUACAGAAAGUUGUAGAAGCACAGAUAGAGAAGAGGGUCAAGGACAUUGAAAAACAGAUACAGGAUAAAAACAAUGCUGACUUAAAGCAAACAGAGGAGACAAGGGCAAAAGUAGCCCUACAAAAGGAGGAUGAGUGGAAAAAUAAAUGCAGAGAGAUUGAGAAACAAAGAGAGGAGGCAGAAGAAGAGGCAAAGACGAAGGAAGAACGAGUGAAACAGCUUCAGCAGGAGAAAAAGCAAAGUCAGAUUCAAAUAGAAGAGGACAGACAAAAAGAGACAGAAAGACUCCGAGAGAUGCAAAAAAUGGAGAUGGAACAGAGCCUGAGAGAGAUGGAACAGAAAACACUAGAAAUUGAGAAAAUAGAAGAAAAAAGCCGUCAGUAUAUUGAGGAGAGAGAAAGAGAGAUGGAAAAGGAAAAGUUGGAGAUGGAGAGAAAAGCAGCGAAAAGACUUCGGUAUAUUGAGGAGCAAGAGAGAGAGAUGGAACAGAAAAGAAUGGAUGAUGACAAUGAAGAUGAGAGAAGACGAAGAGAGAUGGAACAAAAACAAGAACUUCAAAAAGAGUUACAAAGGGGAGAAGAUGCAGAGAAACUGAAGGAAACUGAGAAAAGUGUGAAAGAACAAAGUGAGUCUGAGCUUAAAGUACAGAAUGAGAGAGAACAAAGAGAUUCAGAAAGACUACUAGAGAUCCAGAGGAGCGAAAUCGAAAAUAGGCAAGUAGAGAUGGACAACAGAAAAUUGGAAAUGAAAAAGGAAGAAGUGGACGCUGGACAAAUGGAAGCAGAGGCAGAAAAGAAGGAAAUAAACAGACAAAUGGAAAUGAGACUAAAAGAGACAGACAGAGAUAUGAAAAGAAAAGACACUGAAGCAAGAAAAAAUAAACUAGACAUUAUCCUAGAACAACAGAGGGAGAUAAAGAGUGAGCGUAUGAGAAAGGCAGAAGAGAGACAAAGAAAGAGAGAGGAGCAACAAAAGCAGGAUGAGGAAGCAAGAUACUGGUAUGAACACCCAGAGGAAUGGCGUAAGCACCAAGAAAAACUGGCCAUCCAGAAAGAAGAGGCAUGGCAACAAGAGCUGGAGAAAAAGUGGGAAAAGGAGGCAAAGAGACGUGAAGAAAUCAACAAAGACGAAAAGGCACAUGAGGAAAAAAUGAAAGCCCAGGCAGAGGGAACUCUGUUGGAGACAGAGGUUGAGGUAGAGCACCAAGAAACUAGGGCACAGACACUCAACCCUGAACUGCCCCGCAAAUCAAAAUGGCAAAUACUCGUGGAGAAAGAGCGGGAGAAACAGAGGGAGGCCAGGAUGAAUGCAGGAGAGAGAGCGAGAGAGGCACAAGAGGCAUGGAAAGAGGAGCUUAAAAGGAGAGAGGAGAAGGAAAAGAAAGACGAAGAGGAGAAAUACUGGUCUAGGCACCCAGAGGAAUGGCGCAAGUACCAAGAAAAGUUGGCCAUCCAGAAAGAGCAGGAACGACAACUAGAGCUGGAGAAAAAGUUUGAAGAAGAGGCCAGGAGGCUUGAAGAAUUAAACAGAAGAGAUAAUGAAAAUGAGGAGAAAAUGAGGCCUGAGCUUCAGAGAGCAAAAGAGAAACGGAAGGAGGCUGAAAUGCAGCGCCGACUAGAAUUAGAAAAACAGGAGGAAUUGGACAGACAAAGGGAGCUAGAAAUGGAAAGAGAGAGAGAACAGGAAAUUCAGAGACAGAGAGAAGAGGAAAUGGAAAGAGAGAGAGAACAGGAAAUUCAGAGACAGAGGGAAGAGGAAAUGGAAAGAGAGAGAGAACAGGAAAUUCAGAGACAGGGGGAAGAGGAAAUGGAGAGAAAGAGACAUGAGGAAGAAAUGCAGAGACAAAAACAAGAACUGGAGAGUAAGACCAAGGAAGAGCAACAGGAGGACAAGGGAACAUUUUGCCAACAAACUGAUGAUGAGCAUAGUGAUGAGAGAGGUGAUGAGAGCAGUGAGGAGAGCCAAUCACAGGAUGAGACAGAUGUUCCGGUCCCAGAUAAGAGUAUAAGAAGGAGGGUCCUGGGAUGGGUCAAUAAAAAGGUGAAAGAGAGGAAUGAGAGAAAAAUUGAGAGGACCAUCAAGAGAGAAGAGGAGGAAGGUGAAGAACCUUAUUUUCAACCUUUCGCAGGAUUCACGAGCCGGGCCAAAAGAGAGCAGGAGAAGCGCAAGAGCCUACUGGACACAGAGGCAAAAAGGCAAAAUAUGGAGUCAUACUGGCUUGAGUGGGAAAAAGACAAGAAAGAGAAAAAGAUGAAGAGGAAAGAGGACAGGAAAUAUGCCAAAAGCCAAGCCCAGUUGGCCCGCGUUCUCAAACUAAAUGAUAAAGCUGACAAGAUCCUUGAUGCAUAUAAUGGCACAACAAUAUACUCCAGCCAGAACAAACUGUUGAAGAAAGAGAUGAUUGGCUGGUUUAAGGACAAAAAAUCAAGCAUUCGUUAGUUCUGGUAGACCGUGCAGUCAAGCUCACUGUCAGCUGCUGUCAGUUUCUUAUUGGCUAUUCCAAACCCAGCCCACAUCAGCUAGGGGGAAUAGAGUAGCCCCCUGAGGAUGCAGACAGCAUCUAGGAAUAGAGUAGCCUCCUGAGGAUGCUGCUGUUCAGGGAACAGCCAUACCGCCAAAUAUGAAAUAAAGUUGGUUCGAAAGAUAUUUCUGUCUUGUGUAUUUUUGACUUAAGUGGUCCUGACAGAACUCACACCAAUUUGAUACUCUUUUGACAUGUAGAUCAACUUUAAAACCAUCUAAAUCCAAGGGGCACUUCGCACGGAAACGAAAACAGGUUAAAAAACGCAAAACAUUUUUGCGGAUGCCCUAUAUCGUUUACAUGUGUUGUGGUGUUGAUUCAGAAAAAGACAUUAACACACACGAAGUAUUAGAACAGAAAGCGAUAUUUACCUUGUUCCCGUUCAUCCAGCCAUUCUGUGAGUCUGGCGAUACAACUUUUAGCUUCAGCCUAGCAUAGAUCAUUGAAUCGGAUUAGACCAUUAGCUUCUCGCCUGCUAGCUUCAUGUUUAAAAGUGACUAAGAUUUCUGGAAAUUUUCCCAUUUAA
Molecule: messenger RNA, 6839 nt
Organism: Sardina pilchardus (European sardine)
Lineage: Eukaryota; Metazoa; Chordata; Actinopteri; Clupeiformes; Clupeidae
Product: trichohyalin-like
Exons: 6
Coding region: 421-6231 (1936 amino acids)
Source: RefSeq, a predicted model, not a curated record